AUGGAUGUCUUGGUGGGCCCCGCCUUCUCCAUCGGGGACGGCCCCGGCCGUCUCUUCGUGAAGCAGAACGUGGAGGCGCGGCCGAGGUCCGAGGAGGCUUCCUCAGACAGCUCGUCCUCGAUCGGGGCUCCCGACGACAGCGAAGAAGACGAUUCCAAAGGAGAUGAUGGCGACGGCGACGGCGAGGAGGUGCAGAGCAAGUUUAACGGCGGUGGAGGCGGAGGAGGGUUGGGUUCUCUGGGGUCCUUUGGUUCGUUAGAAGAGUCUCUUCCAAUCAAGAGGGGAUUAUCCAAUUACUUCUCAGGAAAAUCAAAGUCAUUUGCAAGUCUGUCAGAAGUGAGCUCUGUGAGCUCAGUGAAGGAGGUGGAGAAGAGAGACAACCCAUUCAACAAGAGGAGGAGGGUUUUGAUUGCCUCCAAAUGGUCAAGAAAGUCUUCAUCUUUCUACAACUGGCCCAACCCAAAGUCCAUGCCUUUGCUAGCCCUAGCUGAACAUGAAGAAGAUGAAGAAGAUGAUGAACAGCAGCAGGAACAAGAAGAACAGCAAGACCCAUCAUCAGACCAAUCUUCAUCUGAUGACAAGGAACAGCAAGACAGAAGAGCCCCAAAGAAUUUGCUUGACAGAAGGCUCAAGAGUUUCAAGUCAAGAAGUUGCUAUUGCCUUUCAGAUCUGCAAGACCAUUAA
Molecule: messenger RNA, 684 nt
Organism: Prunus armeniaca (apricot)
Lineage: Eukaryota; Viridiplantae; Streptophyta; Magnoliopsida; Rosales; Rosaceae
Source: the annotation of a GenBank genome assembly